CCUCACCAGGUUGAUGGUGUGGUUGAGAUGUCUGAGAUUUGUGAUUGGGGACCAGGCCUUCUGCCUGCCUGCUUGCCCGACCGGUGACGCCUCCUUAAACGGCCUGUUCGUGAUUGUCACCUUCCUCCGCAACCAAGGCACCAAUGACACUCGCGGCAAGCUCACAAGAUGAGGUAAUGUACUUCAUGAAUUUUCCUCAUCUUCAAAUUCCAGAUCCGCCAUGAUUCCAACGCCAGUAAUGGAUUGUUGGUACCAUGCUGCGUCUCAGGCCGACCACCAUCUCCUUGACUCGCACCGACGUAACUGAGGUGAUAAACCGCCGUCGGUUCCGCAGGUUUCUCGAAUGCGAUGACUAUGAAGCGUGUGCUGCCCUGUCCCGAGCUGAUACCGAUGCCAUCUGCAUCACCAGCCCACCCAACAAGUCCUCGUCGUUGCGAACCGCCAAAGCAACAGCAGAAGCGUAUGCCGGCCCGAGAAGCAGUUCACCCUCCCCAGCAUACAACCGAGUGCGUCCUUUAGGAGCCGACCUAACACUGCUGCUGCCCUCUGAGAAGCCGUUCGACGAAGGCAGCUGUCCGCCUGGUACGUCGGGUGGCGGACAGGGGCGCGGUGCGGGUGUUGGAGAUCAUCAGAAACAAGACUCUGCUCCGACACUAGAGCUGUGCAUCCGGCCAAAGCGAACAGCAAUUUCCAACGCAGACAUGGAUCCGGACGGGAUGACGGAUUCACCCCACUUGCCCGAGAAUCCCAGAAACACUGCGCGCAGCAGUCUACUCGUCGGCGACUGGGCAUCUCCGGUAUGCGUACCAGAUUCGCGUCCGGCUUCGGGAGGGAUGGCAGGUGCCGAAUGGAAGAACAAGGCAGGGCCCUCCACGCCGCAGCGCACCACAUCCUUGGGGUCAACUGCAAGUUUUCUGACAGGCGCUGUUCGGUCUGCGCCGCCUUCACCGGAGCCAUUCGAGAACUCGAGAUUUGGUCAACUUGAUGGCAGCCAGUCGGACGGUUGGUCACCCACACCUAGGUUCCGACCCUCCGGGCGACUGCGGGUCUACAACGAUUUUCUGCCAGCUGCGUCGCAACCCCAGACGCCGCAGAACCUAGCUGAAGCCCGUCAUCAAAGCCGUCUGCAUGGCGCAUACACUGCCCCGGCCCGGCGCUCCUCGCCGCAACCCAUUCAGACCCCGACGACGACACGUCCACGCCGUGGAUUUGGACCGCGGAGGGAGCUGAGCCCGCCAGGAUUACAGACGCCGGGUUUCAUGGGGCUGUAUGGCGGCAUGGAGAACAUGGAUGAUGCGGCCUCGUUAAUGGAGGAGACAGCAGAAGAAUCGGCCUGAUGCUGGGUAGGGUCCUCUAGGGCCAGCAGCCCCGCAUAGUAGUUGUCGAUUAGAAUACUGGGACUUGAUGAGGUGACAGCAGUGCUCGGAACACCUCCAGC
Molecule: messenger RNA, 1438 nt
Organism: Parathielavia appendiculata
Lineage: Eukaryota; Fungi; Ascomycota; Sordariomycetes; Sordariales; Chaetomiaceae
Exons: 3
Coding region: 255-1337 (360 amino acids)
Source: RefSeq, a predicted model, not a curated record